Setaria italica (foxtail millet) is the source of this 1085-nucleotide messenger RNA. RefSeq names its product myb-related protein Zm38. The coding region runs from base 67 to 729 and encodes 220 amino acids. The transcript has 2 exons. Lineage: Eukaryota; Viridiplantae; Streptophyta; Magnoliopsida; Poales; Poaceae. The record is from RefSeq and is a predicted model, not a curated record.
CAGAGACGACACAUCCAGGUCUAUCACUCCGUGGUUCGUGCUGAGAUCGAUAGAGAAGCAUCAGGCAUGGGGAGGUCGCCGUGCUGCGAGAAGGCGCACACGAACAAGGGCGCCUGGACCAAGGAGGAGGACCAGCGCCUCGUCGCCUACAUCAAGGCCCACGGCGAAGGCUGCUGGAGGUCGCUCCCCAAGGCGGCGGGGCUGCUGCGAUGCGGGAAGAGCUGCCGGCUGCGGUGGAUCAACUACCUGCGCCCCGACCUCAAGCGCGGCAACUUCACCGAGGAAGAAGACGACCUCAUCAUCAAGCUCCACCAGAUCCUCGGAAACAAGUGGUCUCAGAUCGCCGGGCGGCUGCCGGGCCGGACUGACAAUGAGAUCAAGAACUACUGGAACACGCACAUCAAGCGCAAGCUCCUCGCCCGCGGCAUCGACCCGAAGACGCACCGUCCGCUCAGUGUCACCGCCGCCGCUGCUGCCGCACCAAGCAGCCGUCCCGAGGACCAACCGGCGGCGCGCUCCAGCUGCUCACCGGAGACCAGCGGCGCCUGCUGCCACAACAGCGACGAUGACAGCGUGUCCGCACCGCACCACGGCGGCAUCGACCUCAACCUAGCCAUAAGCCCGCCGAGAGAUCCGCCGUCGCCGUCGCCACUGCCGACGGCGACGCAAGAAGCAGAAGCGACAAGCAGCGCGACUGUAGAGGAAACUACACCCACAAGGAAAAGCUAGAGGAAGAGGAUAUGCGUCAUGCGUGUGCCUGGACUUGCAAGGCGGCGUGGCGCCUGGGCGAUGGUUAGCUUCUCUUCUUCUGCCAUGCAGGUAGAUCAAGGUCGACUAUGACAGUAUGACUCGUUUAAUUAGGGCUUAUGGUGAUGAAAAUCCUUGUUUGCGGCAGAACUCCAUGAUAUGAUAAUUAAUCCUGAGGAAGUACUUUUGAUCUUUCAAACCUUUUGAUGCAAACUGAUGCCCCGCUGGUCUAGUGCUAUCUGUCUGCAAUAGCCUUGCUGGCCUUUUCUACUUUUCGGUUGAUGACGCCAUGCUCUUUUGUUCGUUGCUUGAAUCCCAGAUCAGCAUCUAGAUCGGCG